AUGGCGAGUCGCGGGGCCCGUUCGUUUUCAAGUCUAGUGUUCACUAAGGAACACGAGUGGAUCUCCUCAGUUGCUGCUGAUGGUGAUCAUGUGGCUACUGUCGGCAUCACUAACUUUGCUCAAGACCAGAUCGGCGAGUUAGUGUAUGUCGACUUGCCGACGGUUGGCUCGGUGUUUCACAAAGACGAAGUGCUGUGUACUCUUGAGAGCGUGAAAUCGGUUGAGGAAGUAUUGUGCCCGGUUGCGGCUGCGGAAGUAUUGGAGACAAACGUUAAGGUUGAAGACACUCCUGACUUGGUCAACUUGGACCCUGAGCAUGACGGUUGGCUGGUUCGCAUACAUUACGAGGGAGAUGUAGAGGCUGAUGGAAAGAACUUCUUCAGUGAGGAGGAGUAUCGAAAAGGCCACAGUGUUGAAGUCUUCGAGUAA
Messenger RNA from Perkinsus marinus ATCC 50983, 429 nucleotides. RefSeq names its product glycine cleavage system H protein, putative. Bases 1 to 429 code for a protein of 142 amino acids. The transcript has 5 exons. Gene Ontology annotation, biological process: protein lipoylation; glycine decarboxylation via glycine cleavage system. Lineage: Eukaryota; Perkinsozoa; Perkinsida; Perkinsidae. Gene Ontology annotation, cellular component: glycine cleavage complex; mitochondrion; cytoplasm. The record is from RefSeq and is a predicted model, not a curated record.